UCCGUGGCAAAUAAAACGUCAAUUUGACACUACACUUGACAACUCAGCUAGCCAGCUGGGUAGUUGCUCUCGAUAGUUUUUGUGCAAAAGUCACGAUAUUUCACUGAAAAAUGUCUACUGUCGAAGAAUUACAGAAAAAAGUGCAAGAAUUGGAGGCCAAACUAGCGGCCGUCCAAGGAAGCGCGGGCCCAGCGCGGCAGAAAAUAGAUGUUAUGUCGUCCGAAGUUGUGGAUUCUAAUCCCUACAGUCGUCUCAUGGCACUAAAGAGGAUGGGUAUAGUGGACAACUACGAGAAGAUCCGUGACCUGUCAGUGGCAGUAGUGGGUGUUGGUGGUGUCGGCAGUGUCACUGCGGAGAUGCUCACCCGUUGUGGGAUUGGGAAGCUAAUCCUCUUCGACUAUGACAAGGUAGAGCUGGCCAACAUGAACCGCCUCUUCUUCCAACCGCACCAAGCCGGGCUCAGCAAGGUGGCUGCAGCUGCUGCUACGCUGCAAAACAUCAACCCUGAUGUUGCUAUUGAUGCGUACAACUAUAAUAUCACAACUGUGGAGAAUUUUCAGAAAUUCUGCGAUGCUAUUAGCACUGGCAGUUUGACCGGCGGUCCGGUGGACCUGGUCCUGAGCUGCGUGGAUAACUUUGAGGCCCGAAUGGCCAUCAACACCGCCUGCAAUGAGCUUAACCAGAAGUGGUUUGAGAGCGGAGUCAGUGAGAAUGCUGUGUCGGGGCAUAUACAGUUCAUUGUGCCCGGAGUUACUGCUUGUUUUGCUUGUGCCCCUCCUCUAGUGGUGGCGUCUAAAAUCGACGAGCGUACGUUGAAACGCGAGGGCGUUUGUGCGGCCAGCUUGCCUACUACUAUGGGUAUCGUCGCCGGAUUCCUUGUACAAAACACGUUGAAGCAGCUACUAGGGUUUGGAACAGUGAGCCACUACCUGGGCUACAGUGCGCUGACAGACUUCUUCCCGAUGAUGAGCUUGAAGCCGAACACGCAGUGCGACGACAACCACUGCCGCACGCGACAGAUCGAGGCGCGCGCGCGGCCGCCGGUAGAGGUCGCUACUGAGGUCACCGAGGACGCCGCGCCCGUCCACGCUGACAACGAGUGGGGAAUCAGUUUGGUGGAUGAAAAUUGUCCCGAAGAAGAUACCUCCAAUUACAAAUUAGUUGAUGGUGUUCAGGUAGCGUACAGCGUCCCGGUGGACAGCAGCACGCCCGAGUCCAGCUCGGGCGGCGCCGUGGCCGCCUCCGAGCUCUCCCUCGAAGAGCUCAUGCAGCAAAUGAAGUCCAUCUAAACCUGCUCUACAUUAUGAUGAUUUGCAAGGCAAGCCACUUCAAGCAACCUCUAACAUGAAUAAUUGGAAAAUUGCUUGAGCGGGACCUUCUGACUGUAUAUGAAAAAACGGCCAAAAACAUGUUGGGCCGUGCUCGGUUUAGGGUUCCGUAUUUACCCGUCUAUCAAAAUAGACUCUGCAAAAACUCAAAAACUGCUCAUCCGACAUGUUCGCUAUAGUUUUCCUUGAAAGGUUUUACUUAUGUUUACUUUCACGAUUUAUUUUAUUAUUUUUUGGAUCCAUGGUUCAAAAGUUAAGGGGGGGGGGGGGAUACAAUUUGGUUCUUGAAGACCGAUUCGUUUAGCCCUAUCCAACUACAUUCCACACUAUAGCGUUGAACGGAAAAAAACAUCCUCACUUUUCGUGCAGGAGGACUAGUUGUGCCGUUGUCGAGAAUGUUCUCCGUUUUGUAUGGGGAAUGUUCUCGCGCGAGUAUUUCCCUUAGUAAAUGGAGAACAUUUUCGAGAUCGGCACAACCAGAUCUCCUGGAGACCUACUCUAAAAAAAAAAUCUUAUUUUUAGUUUACCAGUUUAUCGGCGUAACUGAUUUAUAUAUACAUACCAAUUUUCAGCUUUCUAGCACUAACCAUAAGUCCAUCAAAGAGCAAAGCCGCGGACGGACAGACAGACAGACAUAGCGAAACAUAAGGGUUCCUAGUUGACUAUGGAUCCCUAAUAAAAGAGAUACUCACUAAUAAAAUCUUAAAUAAAAUAAUAAAUUUUGAUUGUGGCGUGUACCGCCAACCGCAAGUACGUAACUGCUCAAAUAGCGCAAACCACUCUGUUAUAAUACUAAUAAUUAGAAACGGGAACUCCAGAUCGUCUAAAUAGUUAUAGGCCUUCGAACAUCUUUAUUUUCUGUCAUCAAAUCAUUCAAGGGGCCUGACUAGCGCCAUCCGCGUUGUACUUUUAGUUUUUUCAACAAUAAGGAUACCGUGAAAAGCUAAGAGAUAAUAUCAAACUACACUGAUUUAAACUUUUACGUAUUUACACAUUAUUAACUAACACAAACGGGACUUAAUCGCGUAUUAAGUUUUAAAUUUACCUCCGACGUUUCGAGGACGGCGUUGUUAGUGCUGUGUGUCGACAAAGUAACUUCCCUAGUGCGCAGAAUGUUCAAGUCAAUAAACAAGAUCAAGUGCGGGUAGUUCGAAAAACUCGCGCGGCUAGAUGUCGAUGUCAACUUUAGCCAGUCUUCUCCGAGACCACGGGGACAACGCCGUCCUCGAAACGUCGGAGGUAAAUUUAAAACUUAAUACGCGAUUAAGUCCCGUUUGUGUUAGUUAAUAAUUAUCAAACUAAUUGCAGCGAAACUUCCAAUAAUUAAUCGAUACGGGAGACGCAUUUUUUAGAUAUUGCACAACAAAAGUGACGUCAUCGUCACAAACGUAUACCUUGAAGAUUUUAUUUUUAUUGUUUAAAUAAAUAAGAUACGAAUGAAUGCUACUUUUUGGAGGCAGAAUUAUUAUUAUCAAUGAUACUUAUAAUUUAUUUUACAGUGUGAUCAAUAUUUUUUCCGUAAAACGGACGAAAAUGAAAAAUAUAGAUGCAAAAAAUUCACCAUUUAAACAAAAAUACUUUUGAAUUGUAUGCAUUUUUAAUUAGGGAUAUUCGCUAAAUUAUAAAAAAAAAAAUUAUAAUCUUUCAAUCACCCAACUUGUCAGAAAAAAGCGCGAAAUUCAAAUUGUCUAUGGAAGCUCAAUCCUUCGCGCCUACAUAUUUGAAAUUUGCUGCCUUUAUCUAUUGACAAAGUGGACGUGCCAGAGUAUAUGUCGCAUUCCAUACAAACAAAUAUCUUUAGUAUUAUUAAUGUGCUGUUGUAUAUGUAUUUUGUGAUUCUGCAUUUUAUAUUACUAAGAUUAUGAAAAUGUACGGUACAUAAGUUGUGAUUAUAUUUUAUUUGGAAAUUUUAUAAGAAUAUUGUUAUUAGUUGCUAAGCUACGAGAAAUAUCAAUGUUUAUAAGCAAAUUUUAUUAUUAAAUGUUUUCGGCGAGA
This is a messenger RNA of Cydia pomonella (codling moth), 3323 nucleotides long. It is a transcript of the gene Uba5, whose product is annotated as ubiquitin-like modifier-activating enzyme 5. Gene Ontology annotation, molecular function: UFM1 activating enzyme activity. The coding region runs from base 111 to 1289 and encodes 392 amino acids. Gene Ontology annotation, biological process: protein ufmylation. The transcript is spliced from 9 exons. Lineage: Eukaryota; Metazoa; Arthropoda; Insecta; Lepidoptera; Tortricidae. Gene Ontology annotation, cellular component: cytoplasm; cytosol. The record is from RefSeq and is a predicted model, not a curated record.